Ruditapes philippinarum (Manila clam) is the source of this 5511-nucleotide messenger RNA. RefSeq lists its product as uncharacterized. NCBI's taxonomy places the organism in Eukaryota, Metazoa, Mollusca, Bivalvia, Venerida, Veneridae. The transcript is spliced from 2 exons. The record is from RefSeq and is a predicted model, not a curated record. Bases 178 to 5511 code for a protein of 1777 amino acids.
CAGUUAUUGAUGACGCAAAAAAUGUCCGUAUGUAGCACGUGAAAAUUAACAAUUUCCAAUUGUACAGAAAAACAGUCCAGUUAUGCUUCUGGAGAAGAAAACAUAUGCUUGACAGGACUUGUUGAAGACAGCAGUAUAGAUUCUAAUGUUGAUAUAAAUGAUAUUGUUGAUGACAAAAUGGCAAACGAAGUUGUAGCUGCUGAUGCACAUGAGGAUAUUCACUAUGAGUACAUAUGGCUGUCUGAUGAUGAAGUUGUUUCUGAAACUGUAAACAGUACAAUAGUUGAAAGUGUUAUUGACAAUAGAACAAUACAAGAGAAUGAAAGCCUUGGAAAGGGUGAUGAUGAAUGUGAGAAAGGUGAUAAAAAAGAAUUUGAAAAAGAAAGUAAUGACAUUGAUAUAAUGAGUCAUUUGCAAGAGGAACCUCUAAGUAAGAAAGAAAGUGACAAAACUGAUAAAACUAAUGUUCAGGAUACAAAACUGAGAACAUGUAAUAUUCAAGCUAUAAGUUCAAGUGUGAUUGGAAUGGUUACAGAAGGGUCAGAUUUAAAAGAGUGUAUUAGUGGUAACAUAAAAGCAAGUGAUUGUGGUAGGACUGGAAAUGAAAAAUUUAGAGAUGCUGUGAGAAACAAUUUUACUAAAAGCAACAAUGGUAACUUUGUUUCACUUCUAAAUGUGAGUGAUCUACCAUUUGAAAAACUUGAAUCUCAUAAAACUUUUAAAGAUGAAAGUGUCAGGCAAGAUAAAAGAGUGUUACUUGAACAUGAUAAUGAUACAAUAAAAAGUACAGAUAUUGAAUAUAUCCCUGAAAACUGCAACCAAGCAGGUAACAAUUGUGAAGAAUCAAAUACAAAUAUCAAAACUUUCAUUGUUGCUGAUGGUCAAGUCAAUAUUUGUAAGAAUAAUGAAGCUGAGUCACUUGAUGAAGCUGGACUGUCCUGGAAACCAAAGCCAGAUUCGCAGUUGUAUACUGGCAGAAGGAAAAGCAGGAUCAAUUUUAGACUAAAGGAAAGUUGGCAUGGAGAUAAGGUCAGUAAUUUAGGCACAAAGACUGGAAAGUAUCUUCUGAAUGGCAAGAUAACUAAAACAAUGAAGACUUACGAGAAGCAAGGAUCAGAUUUUAAUUGUUUGACAAAGCAUAGGCUUAAAGAUACUGCUAAAGAAUUGCCAGAAUGUGUUAAUGAAGAAGAACAUUCAAGGAAACUAGAUCCUGUCACUUUAAAGGAAGAAAUUGUUGUCAGUGACAGAAGUUUUGGAAAAUAUCAUCAAAAAAGGGAAUUUUGGAUAAGAAAAGAUAAAGUAUUGCAUAAUGUGAAGAAUUCUGGAAAAGAUACUAAUACGGAAACAGAGAAUGUAGUUGAAGAAGUAAAGGCAUGUGAUAAUGUAUCAAGCGGGAGCAAACCAUAUCAGAUGGACAAACAUUCUAUUACAAAAGAGAAAACCAAAGAUACUGAAAUAGCCAAAAUUGCUGAAAUAGACAUAAAUGAAGAAAAAGAUGAUUGUUUGAUGGAUGAAAACAUACAGACAAUAAUACCGUCAAAAAUGAUGUUCAUGCCCACUCCUACAACUGUUCGAUUGUUGGGAAAGCAAAUAAAAGAACUAAUGAGAACUAGAGGUCAAAUAAAAUAUUCCAAAAGAGCAGAGAAUAGAACAACUAUUUUAUCAGAUGGUUCCCACAACCUUUAUACUUUUGAUGAUGAAGCUGAAGAUCACCAUACAAACGCUAGUGAUUGGAGUUGCAGGAGAAUGCCAUCAUCGAAACCUAAAGAUAGUGUGCUGCAGAAACAAUUGCAAGAGUUUGAAACAUUGGACAACAGACUUGGAUCUAGUGAAAAUGUUAGGGAUAAGAUAUGUGAUAAGAUUGAGGAAAAUUACGAUAACGGAAGAGAUAAACGGUUAAUAGAUUUGGUGGAAACAAAAGCAGGCAGUGGUUUUGUAGGUGAGGAAGCUUCUGUUGCACAGGAAAGGAUUGACAUAGAAAAUACAGCUACACCUUUAAGCUCAGAAAAUCUUGCCUACAAGUCUGAAAGUGUCUUGAGUAAAGAAGCUAAGGACCUAAAAAGAAAGUACUAUAGAAGAAAUCGCAUGAAAGUGUUCAGGACAAUAAAUGGUGUGCAAAAGAUUUCAGAAAGAUGCCCUUGUAAAUUUUGUGGUGAAUUGUUUUCAAGCAGCUAUGUAAGAUUUCAUGAACACAAGCAUGCUACUUUAGGACAGCAGAAAGUAUUAUGUAGACCAAGUACAAGUAAAGAAAUAGUUGCUGAUAAAGGCUUUACAAGAAAGUCAAAAAAAGCAAAGAUUAUUACAAGUACUUUGUCACAACAUACCUGCAUUGGUGAAGAAACAACUAAAGGACAUUUUGUUGAAACAGAUACUAACAAAAUGGAAUCAACUUUUGAAAUUAAAGAAAAUUUGCAGGACAAACACAGUGAAAUUCAUGACAAUGGAAAAGGAGGAUCAGGAAAUUUAGGGGAAAUUGUGACCGCCAGUGUUUUAGGAGUUGAUGAAGCUUCUAGCAGUCAAAUAAAGGUUAACAGCAUAGUGGAUACAGCUGCACCUAUCAGGUUAAAAAAUCCUAAAAAGUCAGAAAGUGUCUCUGGUAAAGAAAUUAAGGAUAUAAAAAGGAAGUACUACAGAAGAAAUCCUAUCAAAUUGUACAGAACAAUGAAUGGUGUUCAAAAAAUUUCAAAUAGAUGCCCUUGUAAAUAUUGUGGUGAAUUGUUUUCAAGCAAUUAUGUUAGAUGUCAUGAACACAAGCAUUGUGCAGAAGGACAGCAGAAAGUAUUAUGUAGAGGGAACAAAAAUAAAGAAGAUGCUGCAAUCAAUGACUUUAAAGGUACAGAAAAAAUGAAGACAUAUAAGGGAUUGACAAGAAAAUCAAGAGAUAAAAAGAGCAAAGCAAAAACUUUGUUACAAGAUGCCACUGGUGGUGAUGCAGAUCAAACUAAAGACAAGAAUAAAAAUGUGAUUGAAUUUAGAAAAGUGUCACUAGAGGAUAGAAAUAAUGUCAUGCUGCAAGCAAAUGGACAUGGUGUUAAGACAGAUAACAACAAAAUAGAAUCAACUGAAAACAUUGGAGAAAAGGUGAAAGACAAAAAAAGAGGAAAAAGUGAUUGUGGGAAGGGUAUAUCUAAAGCAUUUGGGAAAAUAAUUGAAGGGGUGGAACUGAAAGAUGAUGAAGCUCCUAACAUCAAGAUUAAAAUGAACAACAUGUAUGAUGUAACUGCACCUUUAAGUCCAGAAAAUCCUACUAGUUAUUCAGAAAGUGUCUUAGGUAAAGAUGUCAGGAUUUUGAAAAGGAAAUAUAUCAGAAGAAAUCCGAUUAAAGUGUGCAGAACAAUAAAUGGUGUACAAAAGAUCUCAAAGAGAUAUCCUUGCAGAUAUUGUGGUGAAUUGUUUUCAUGGAGCUAUGUAAGAUUUCAUGAACAUAAGCAUGGUACUGGAGGGCAGCAGAAAGUUUUAUGUAGGAGAAAAAGAUGUGAAAAUAUAGCAGAGACUGAUGACAUGGCUAGUAAAAAAAUUCUUAAGAGAUAUAAAAGCUUAGGAAAUAAAUCAAGAGGCACAAAGAAUACAUUAAAUACUUUGUCGCAAGGAGCAAAUGAUAUAAAACGUGUUGAAGAUGAAACUAAAGACAACUAUACAAAUAUGACAGGAUUGACAAUGUCUUAUGAGAGAGGAAUGUCACUAGAAGAUAAAGAUGAUGCCAUGUUACUGACAAAGGGACACUGUGUUGAGGCAGAUAGCAACAAAAAAGAAUCAACCGUUAAUAUUGGUGAAAAGUUGCAAGAUGGAAAUGGGGAAAAUAGUGAGAAUGAGAAAAGUAGACCCAGAAAGUUACAGAAAGCAAUUGCAGGCAGUGCUUUGGAAGAUAAUAAUUCUUUUAAAAUUCAAAAGGAGAUAAAUGGUGUACAUAAUGCAGCUAAAUCAGCAAGUCCAGAAAAUCUUACUAAUAAUUCAGAAAAUGCCUUAGGUAAAGAAGUCAGGAUUUCCAAAAGGAAAUACUACAGAAGACAUCCAAUUAAAGUCUUCAAGACAAAAAAUGGUGUACAAACGAUUGCAAAAAGAUAUCCUUGUAAAUUUUGUGGUGAAUUGUUUUCAAGCAACUAUGUUAGACAUCAUGAAAAUAAGCAUGGUACAGAUGGACAGCAGAAAGUAUUAUGUAGACAAAACACAAGUGAAAACGUAACCUCGGCCAUUGCAUUUAGAGAUCGACAAAUAUUGAAGACAUAUAAAGGCUUGAUAAGAAAAUCAAAAGAAGAAAAGAAUAAAAUAAGUAUUUUGUCAGGAGGUGUUAAAGAUGAAACAAAAGACAAGUAUACAAAUUUGACCAAAUGGAAAAUGAUUUACAAAAGAGAAGAAUCACAGGAAGAUAAAGAUAAUGGCAUGUUGCAGGCAAAAGGACUUAGUGUUGAAGGAGAUAAUAUUGGAGAAAAGGUGCAAGACAAAAAUGACGAAAUUUAUGCGAGUUGGAAGAGUAUACCUGAAGAUUUAGGGAAAACAACUGCAAGCAGAGAAAUAGAAGAUGUUCAAGCUUCUAACAACCAGGAAAAGAUUAAAAACAUACAGAACACAGCUAUACCAAAUCCUGUAAAUGAUUCAGAAAGUGCCAUAGGUAGAAAUGUCAAGAAUUUAAAAAGGAAAUAUAUAAGAAGAAAUCCUAUUAAAGUGUACAGAACAAUAAAUGGUGAACAAAAGAUCUCAAAGAGGUAUCCUUGUAGAUAUUGUGGUGAAUUAUUUUCAUGGAGCUAUGUAAGAUUUCAUGAACACAAGCAUGGGACUGGAGGGCAGCAGAAAGUUUUAUGUAGGAGAAAGAGAUGUGAAAAUAUAGCAGAGACUGAUGACAUGGCUAGUAAACAAAUACUAAAGACAUAUAAAAACCUGAGGGAAAAAAGAAGAGCCACAAAGAGGAAAGCUUGUACAUUAUCACAAAGUAGCACUGUUGUAGAUGGAACAGCAGAUCAAUGUCAUUGGACCAAACAGAAAAUGAGUCCAAGUGAUUUGGAGCCUAUGACUCAUAAUGACAUGGUGUGCCCUAAAGAACAUGUUGCUGAAACAGGCAGCAAGAGGGAACCUGAAGAAGUUAUUGAAGAUACAAUGCUGGAGAUGAGUGACGAAGCUAGUGAGAAUGGAAAAUUCAAACAUAAAGAACCAGUGAAAACACUGACAGGCAGUACUUUUGAAGAGGGUAAAGUUUCGAUGAAGAAUGAUAGAUUUAAGAACAUAGGGUCAUCUUUAGAAAACCAAACAAACUAUAAAUAUAGAGCCUUGGGUAAAGAAAUAAAGGAUUCAAAAAGGAAGUACUACAGGAGAAAACCUGUUAAGGUGUACAAUACAAUAAAUGGUAUACAAAUGAUUUCAAAGAGAUAUCCUUGCCGAUAUUGUGGAGAGUUGUUUUCAUUGAGCUACAUUAGAUUUCAUGAACAUAAGCACGGAACUGGGGGACAAAAGAAAGUAUUUUGUAGACGAAAAAGACACCAGAAAAUAGCAGAGGCAGAUGACUUAGCAGGUAAUUGA